UCUCAUCUUUUUAAGUGGGAGAACUUGCACAAUUGGUGGCUGACUAAAUACUUUUUUGCCCCACUGUAACUUUGUCCUUUCUGGGAUGGGAAUUUUGGAGACAGCGCUGUCCUUAAAGCACAUUUAGAAACCACUACAGCCUGGGGGUGACUAGUUCCAUGUUGCCAGAACUGCAGCAGAAUACCGUUUGCAUCGGAGCCACAGCCAGUCCCCCAUGUCCAACCACCACAGGCACAUCGGCAACAGGGGUGCGGAGAACAGAAUGGAAUCAGACAGAGGAAGGAGAAGAGAAGUUUCCUCCACCACUGAACCAUCAAACACAGAACAGACUCCAACCCCUGAGACCUCCAGUUCACAACCCCCUCAGCCAGACACAGACCAGACUCCAACCCCUGAGACCUCCAGUUCACAACCUCCUCAGCCAGACACAGACCAGACUCCAACGCCUGAGACCUCCAGUUCACAACCCCCUCAGCCAGACACAGACCAGACUCCAACCCCUGAUACCUCCAGUUCACAACCUCCUCAGCCAGACACAGACCAGACUCCAACCCCUGAGACCUCCAGUCCACAACCCCCUCAGCCAGACCCCAACCUCUGGCCCUGAGACCUCCAGUCCACAACCCCCUCAGCCAGACACAGACCAGACUCCAACCCCUGAGACCUCCAGUUCACAACCUCCUCAGCCAGACACAGACCAGACUCCAACCCCUGAGACCUCCAGUUCACAACCCCCUCAGCCAGACACAGACCAGACUCCAACGCCUGAGACCUCCAGUUCACAACCCCCUCAGCCAGACACAGACCAGACUCCAACCCCUGAGACCUCCAGUUCACAACCUCCUCAGCCAGACACAGACCAGACUCCAACCCCUGAGACCUCCAGUUCACAACCUCCUCAGCCAGACACAGACCAGACUCCAACGCCUGAGACCUCCAGUUCACAACCCCCUCAUUCAGACACAGACCAGACUCCAACGCCUGAGACCUCCAGUUCACAACCUCCUCAGCCAGACACAGACCAGACUCCAACCCCUGAGACCUCCAGUUCACAACCCCCUCAGCCAGACACAGACCAGACUCCAACCCCUGAGACCUCCAGUCCACAACCCCCUCAGCCAGACCCCAACCUCUGGCCCUGAGACCUCCAGUCCACAACCCCCUCAGCCAGACACAGACCCCACCCCCGGGACCUCCUCUGACCAACCGAAGCCAUGAGUGUCUUUUAAACAGCAUAAAAGCUUGCCAGUAUAAUGCAAAAAUGAGCUGUAUAAGGUCAGAAUUACCCAAAUGUUCCUAACCUCUCAUGAAAUGUAUAAAAGCCACAUUCUGUUUUAAUUCUGUAAAAACCCUGAAAGCCAAAAGUCGAAACACGUUGGUUCCAUUGUCCUCAUGCACCUCCGUUGAUAGGAGAGGUAGCGGAAGAUAUCCCUUCCCUAAUCCCUUAUGUGUCCAUUCAGCAGAAACAUCCCUAAGACAGUACCAGUCAAAAGUUUGGACACACCUACCCAUUCAAGGGAUUUUCUUUAUUUUACUAUUUUUUUACAUUGUAAAAUAGAUAUAAAAAA
This is a messenger RNA of Oncorhynchus mykiss (rainbow trout), 1568 nucleotides long. RefSeq lists its product as uncharacterized. The record is from RefSeq and is a predicted model, not a curated record. Lineage: Eukaryota; Metazoa; Chordata; Actinopteri; Salmoniformes; Salmonidae.